Molecule: messenger RNA, 1572 nt
Organism: Ectocarpus sp. CCAP 1310/34
Lineage: Eukaryota; Phaeophyceae; Ectocarpales; Ectocarpaceae
Source: the annotation of a GenBank genome assembly
GUGGUGUAUAUGGUGGGUGAAGGCGAGGAGGUGGGAGGGCAGGAGGCCGGGGACGAGGUCCACUUCAGCAGGGUCAUCAGCGCGGGGGGAGCGUCUUCCUACCGCUUGAACGACAAAGAGGCAUGUACCUCUUUCAUCCUGUCGCGUGAUGAUGUCUCGUGUCAAACCGUUGACCCUGGGGUGGUAGAUGUGUGGUAUGGCCCGCAAGAUGCGAUGAACUUUGGUACAGCAGUUGGCGAGUGUGUUUUCAAACCCGUGCUACGCUGCAGUUCGGUUUUUUGUUGUGAUACCGACGCCCUCGCCGCAACCGUGGUGGUGACCUGGGAAAGCUACGAGAAGCGACUGAGGAGCAUCGGGGUUCUGGUCAAGGCCCGCAACUUUCUCGUCUUCCAGGGAGACGUGGAGUCCAUCGCCUCAAAGUCCCCCAAGGAGCUCACGCAGCUGUUCGAGCAGAUCAGCGGCUCAGAUGAGUCCAAGGCUGAGUACGAGGAGCUAAAGGCUGCGAAGGAGAAGGCGGAGGAGGACACCAUCUUCAGCUUCAAAAGGAAGAAGGGCUGCCAGGCGGAGCGAAAGCAGGCAAGGGUUACGGUGAAGGAGCAGAAGGAGGAAGCGGAGAGGUUCCAGAAGAAGCUGAAGGAGAUGGAGGACCUAAAGAUCGAGAGCUUCCUUGUCCAGCUGUUUCACAUCAACAAGGCAAGAGAGAUUUCCCACAACUGCGUUGGGAGGAAACAUGUGGGAAAUGUGAAAAAGGAUGUCGACGAGCGAGAGGAAGACAUCAAGCUGAUGAGGGAAGAGCUAGAGGAAGCGCAGGAGCGGGAGAACGCGGCGGACGUUAUUCUCAAGAGCAAGAAGAAGGAAAUGGCGAGGCUGAACCGCGAGCUGCAGAAGGCACAGGCGGAGCUGAACCGGCAGAAGCGUCUCCGUGACGACAUGGGCCCCCAGCACAUCAAGAUCAAGGAGGGCAUCAGCACGCUCAAGCGGCAGGUGGCCGACGGUGACAAGGCCUUGGAGAAAAUAAGCCGUGAUCGGGAUGCACAGCGCGGCACCGUGGCCGCUCUGUCCCGUGACAUCGCAGCAGUCAAGCAGCGCGAAGAGGCUGCGGUUUCGGGCGGCAAGGGCAAGGGGGAGAAGGGCGGCGGCAGCGGCAGCAGCGGGGGCCUGGCGCGGCUUAGCGAGGCGAAGGCGGCGGAGUACGAGAAGCUCAAGGCCGAUGCGCGGGAGAGAGGCUCCGGGGAGCGGGAGGAGAUGGCCGACGUCGAGCGACAGCUCACGAACUCGAGGUCCAAGGUCGAUCAGCUCCGCUCGGAGCAGGCGUCUCUCGACGAGCGGCUGUCUGGCUUCGACGCGAGCGCGAAGAGGUUCCGUCAGCGGCGGAGCGACAUGGAGAAGACGACGAAGAAGGCUGCCUUGGACCGCGCCGAGCUGCAGCGUCAGCUAGACGAACUCACUGGGAGGAGCAAGGGCGACGCCGUCAGAGCAACGGAGGUGUUGCUCCGGUUGUCACGGGACGCCAAAGACGACCGACGCAUGACCAAGCAACAGGAGAAGAUGGCUGAUUGCCUAGAGGCUUGA